Messenger RNA from Peronospora farinosa, 2058 nucleotides. The record is from the annotation of a GenBank genome assembly. NCBI's taxonomy places the organism in Eukaryota, Oomycota, Peronosporomycetes, Peronosporales, Peronosporaceae.
AUGGCCCCUGGGAAUUCAACGUCUCCGUUGUUGCCCGCUCCGACGCUUAUGAAGGGAAUGCGUUUUAAAGACAGUAAAACUGCUUUUUAUGCAGUACAAGACUAUGCACUUUAUCACAAUAAACAAGUAAAAGUUGAUCGACGUGGAGGUAAACAUCGUAAAAUGGUGUGUGUAUCUACGGAACCGUGUCCGUUCUUCGUGCGACUGUACCUGCAUAACUCCAAAAUGGACAAUACGUGGUACGUAUCAAGUGCCAAUUUAAUGCACUCUCCAGAGUGCACGUCGACUGCCAAGCCCACACAGCGUCAGUUAGUGGAGAGUUUCACUUUUCAACACGCACUGGCGUCGACCCCCAAUGGCACGGCCGCCCAAUUAUUGCAACAAUUGCAGGGUCGAACAAAUUUACGUACAAUCUAUCGAGCCAAGCAGAUUAUGAAACGAGAACUACAGACACAAGUAGGCAACUCCUUCCGGAAAAUUCCGUCACUUUUACGGAAUUUCUCCGACUUGAAUCCAGGCUCAUUUACCAAAUAUGAAGUUGGUGGUCCUCAGAGUCAAAAGCCUGGAGCUUUUUUGAGGGCUUUCGUGAGCUGCAAUGUAUUUACUGAAUCGACGACAUUUAAUCAACAGAUUUACGGACUUGACGUCUUACCGUGUAACAACAGUGAAGCAAAUUAUCAAGGGGUGCAGAUAUUUCUAUUGGGGAAAGAUGGCAACAUGUGCAAUGUGACUAUUGCCGCGGCUUGUUGUGAUGCACCAUCAAGUGAGAAUUAUCGAUGGUUCUUUCGGUGUGUAGAAAAAUGUGGUGUGAAUCUACGAUACUGUCCGGUAUUGUGUGCGAUUGAUGCCGAAUUGUUGGCGGUGGAGAGUGAGCUGGGACUCACUUUGCGCUACUGUACGAGGUACAUUAUCGAGCAAGAGCUGUCGCUUAUGGGGUCAUUCAGCAAACACCAUCAUGCAUUGGUAUGGGGAUUACAAGGAUCAGAAACCGAGACGGAGUACAAUAACCGUCUGGAGUGGAUCGGAACGACCUGUGGGCUUGGUGUCGAAAGCUAUCUACGACAGUUUCCUAUGGAACGUUGGGUUGUGGCGGGGAAUAUCGGAAAAGUAGCAUUGUACGGGUGGCGGAGUCGGACAUUUUUUGAGACCUCGGACCAAGAACAGCAAGCUGGUGCAGGAGGACACGGGCAAAGUGGCACUGGGGUGGGUCUUGGAGGAAAUUGUGGCCUAGAAAGCGCUGGAGUCGGCGUAGCUGCAGCGGCGGUCGCUCCCGGCUUAUUUACUAAUUCAAGUCCAAGUAGCUCUGACUCUGCGGUUUUAACUACAAAGGGACAUGAUCGGUACCGGGAAAUGCUACCUUUUACGUUUUUUGAAGCAGUCGUGACGUCUUUCGUCCAAGAUGCAUUUGAGCGCAGCAUGCUAGCAGCAAAAUGGAAGCAACAAAAUCGAAUGGUGACUCAAUGUGCGCAAGACCUCUACGAUGCGCAGUGCAAGCGCAUUGGCGAGUACAAAGUCAGUCGUGCCUCAGAAACUGUAGCAUUUGUGGCGAAAAUGAACAAGGACUCAGGUGUUCGCCGUCGUGUAGACUUGCAGACCAGCACCUGCACGUGUGAUUUCAUCGACCAGUAUGCCAUCCCGUGUCGCCACCUCAUAGCCGUGCUGCUAUUUUGCGAGCAGAUGAACUCGGUCGUUGAACGCUUUGCCCCUGGUUACCUUGUGGAAAACUACAUCAUGGCUUUCAGGGGGAAAGUCGUUGAACUACCGCUUGAUUCAACCCUUAGUGAGGAUCCCGCUUGUGUCCCUCCGACAACGCGCCGCACGAAAACUAGAGCCAACGAUAGCGAUCAGGACGCUAGCACAGUAUCUCGUCAAAGACUCAAACGUUCUACGCUUGCAUCAAAUGCUGUGGUGACAGCCGUUGAGAGUGAAACUCAGGCUGUUAAUACAAAACCAAAUUUAGCACCGCAGCGUGUUCGACUGUGUAAGAAAUGCCGGGGUCCAGGUCACAAUUCACGGAGCUGUUCGAUGGUAAUUCCGAUGGUGGAUCAAAGCAUCUGA